Molecule: messenger RNA, 537 nt
Organism: Homarus americanus (American lobster)
Lineage: Eukaryota; Metazoa; Arthropoda; Malacostraca; Decapoda; Nephropidae
Product: keratin-associated protein 4-7-like
Exons: 1
Coding region: 1-537 (178 amino acids)
Source: RefSeq, a predicted model, not a curated record
AUGCUGCUGCAGCCACCAUGCUGCUGCAACCGCCAUGCUGCUACAGCCGCCAUGCUGCUGCAGCCACCAUACUGCUACAACCACCAUGCUGCUACAGCCGCCAUGCGCUGCGCAUGCCAUGCUGCAACCGCCAUGCUGCUGCAGUACCAUGCUGCUACAACCACCAUGCUGCAGCCACCAUGCUGCCUAGCCACCAUGCUGCUACAGCCACCAUGCUGCUGUGCCAUGCUGCUACGCCGCCAUGCUGCUGCCUUUGCCCAUGCUGCUGCAACCACCAUGCUGCUGCAGCCACCAUGCUGCUGCAAUACCAUGCUGCAGCCACCAUGCUGCAGCCGCCAUGCUGCUACAGCGCCAUGCUGCUACCCCAGCCACCAUGCUGCUGCCACCAUGCUGCUGCUUCACAUGCUGCUACAAUACCGUCCUACUGCUGCGCCCAUAGCAACUGCGGUUAUCAACCGACCGCCAUACUGCUGCAGUACCAGCCGUAUGCAAUCGCCGUAUAACUACAACCGCCAUAACGCUGCAGCCACCAUGUAA